Messenger RNA from Bactrocera tryoni, 615 nucleotides. RefSeq lists its product as uncharacterized. Gene Ontology annotation, molecular function: nucleic acid binding. The coding region runs from base 1 to 615 and encodes 204 amino acids. The record is from RefSeq and is a predicted model, not a curated record. Gene Ontology annotation, biological process: DNA integration. Lineage: Eukaryota; Metazoa; Arthropoda; Insecta; Diptera; Tephritidae. The transcript has a single exon.
AUGUUAAUUGGUCGCCAAGGAAUACCACAGACGUUAUACAGCGACAACGCAACCAACUUCGUCGGCGCCGAUCGCAAGUUGCGCGAACUAAAAGAGGCGUUUCUGUCCCAGUCUCCGGAAGUAAUGGAAUUCGCCGCCGAAGAAGGGUUCAAAUUCGCCUUUAUACCACCGAGGGCGCCGCACUUCGGCGGGUUAUGGGAAGCGGCAGUGAAGUCCGCCAAGCACCUCGCCGUACGCGCAAUGGGCAACGUGCUGCUCAUCGCCGAAGAGCUAGGAACACUGCUGGACGAAGUAGAGGCCAUCCUCAACUCUCGGCCCCUCGCACCGUUGAGCCAGGAUCCCAACGACGGCGAAGCAUUGACUCCAGCACACCUACUAAUAGGGUGCUCCCUCCGAGCCUUACCACCGUCACAAGUGUCAAAGGACCCAAUUCGCUAUUGCGAGAUUUGGCAACUUGUUUACUGUCUAAAGCAACAGUUUUGGCGACAGUGGUCCAAAACGUACAUUACCAGUCUUCAGGAGCUCAACAAAUGGCUGUACCCAAAACGCAACCUGCAGCCGGGGAUCUCGCCCUCGUCCACGAAGACAACACGCCACCGCAGCGGUGGGCACUAG